Linnemannia hyalina is the source of this 2040-nucleotide messenger RNA. The record is from the annotation of a GenBank genome assembly. Lineage: Eukaryota; Fungi; Mortierellomycota; Mortierellomycetes; Mortierellales; Mortierellaceae.
AUGCUCCAGCGUACAGGAUCCGGAUCUGCCCCAUCUGGGGACACUGCUAUUCCUCCCUCGGCGGUCAUCUCGGCAUCAGUACCUCUACCAACAGCAUCUUCUUCUUCAGCAGGAGGUCUUCCUCCUCCAUCUCUUUCUCCUUCCCAGACCCCAUCUCCUCCUCUUCCCUCCGCUAUCCAACUUCCUCAGAUCUUGUCUCCCAGUCCAAGACCCACGAAGAUCAAGACCUUCUCUAUCUCCUACCAGCUCCCCUUACCGUCAGGCCACCCGCAGAAAUCUCUCGUCUCGUCUUCGCCCGUCUCGCCGAUCCCUGCAAAGGACAUCUCCCUCUCUAUGAUUACCGAUUAUCCUUAUCCAUCCUAUACCCGGAAGGCUUGCGAAGAAUGCUUUGGCCUCGGAUACGUCCAACGGAUUUGCCAGGAAUGUCUUCGUGACCGACACCGUCAGCAGAGUCGUCGUCGGAUGAAACAUACCUCCCUCCCGAACGCGUGGAACCAGUUUGGAACCAAGAUCAAGGAACAGCUCUUUUCUCAUUCGUCCACCACCAUGGCUGCGGCUGUUUCGAGUAAUGCGACUACUGUCCUUGAGACGCCAGCAGCUGCAACGACAGCUACAAUUGCUACAACUACUGGGACUAACGGGAACGCGUCGUCGACAUCGCCACCCUUUUCAUCCUCCAUGUUUUUUCCCCUGCAGCGACGCAACACCUCUGCUAAUGCUCGAACCGGAGAAAUUACUUUGCCGACAGCAACAACAGCAAAGUCAGGAAUCGCUGGACUUUCGCUCAAGAACAAGUGGCAGAGUCAGCAACGAUCCAAGAGCAUGGUCUCACUGCCCCUAACCACCAACCCUCCGUCAUUGUCUGGACACUCUUCUUCCCCUACGACGCCCACAGCAGUAGUACCAACGUCGUCAUCGUCAUCGGUUCCCUCGACUGCUCUCACUGGUACUGCGUCUUUGUCAUCUGCAUCAAAUGCGAUGAUCGCCAUGACUGGGACGACGACCAUCAUUACUGCCGGAUCUGGAGCUGGAAUGGGUUUGAGACCUGUGGGUGAUAGUGAAUGUGAAGGAACAGAGUCCACGGACUGGAGGAACCUCAACAGCAGCAGCGAUACCACAAGCGAGGAGGGGGACAACGACGAUGCGGAUGUUGAUGGCAGAGAGGGUAAAGGGAAGAAAGUAAUUGGAAACGGCGAGUCUACGAUCAACAACAGCAACAACAACAACAGCCAGCUGAUACCAACAACAACAGUGAGAAAGUCGUUCAAGGCGACUGUCAUGGGGGCGCUCAAACUCCCCAACCUCAACCUGUUCCAAGGACACCUCCGCAGCACAACCACCUCAACAACCACUCUCUCUAACAAUACCAAUAACAACAAUGAUAAUAGCAGGAGCAGGAGGAUGGUUAAGGGAGCAGGUAUUAGUGGGAGCAUGAACCACUCGGACAGAGUUUCAGGUGGCUUCAACUCGUUUUCCAAGCUGGCCCCUACAAGAGACCGGCAGACGGCCAUCGACGGUUACUUCGAACCGAUAAACGAAAAAACUGAUGUUGAACAGCGCCUCCAGUCGGAAAUGAGCGGUUAUAUUCCUUCCUCCAACCAAGAUAUGACGGAUGCUACUGCGAUGCAAAGUGACGCGCCGCUUUACCAUGCAGUACCAGCAUCCCCUGCACCAUUUUCCAACUCGGAUGAGGACUCACUGUGGUCAUAUGAGGAGCGCAAACUCCAUGACGAUGAUUUCUAUCAAGACUUUGGUGGGGCUCAAACCGUUCCGGUUUUGAACACCAAACUCAAGAACGCGACCUGCAGCAAUUCAGUUAGGUCAGGAAAGAAAAUCGGUGUAACUUUUUGCAAGGACCCUUCCAAGGUGUUCUCUGGUUCUAUUCGUAUGCAGUCCAUCCUCUUUGCGAGAAAUAUUGCUCAACUUGCCAGUACAACCGAGUUGACUGGAAAGAGAUCCUCUGACCACGCUGCCACAUGGGACGAAAUCGAGCAUACUCUCAAGGGAGCUUACCGAGGUCUCUGUCCCAAGCAAGCUUAA